AUGGCAGACCCUGAGAUGGACCAGUUCGCACAAACUCGAGGCGCCGACGACCUAUUUGACGAUGAGAUUAUCCCGAUCUCCACGGAAGAACAGCAGGCGCAGACAGAUCUCAUUACGCCCGAGCCAGAGCCAGAGUCACAGGAGGUACAGGUACCUGAGAAGCCAGCUCCCGAGCAGCCAGUUCCACGUGGGGAGACUCCGCAGCGGGGCCGUGGCGGUGAACGAGGCCGGGGACGACGGGGUCGGGGUAAAGGAGGGCGCGGUGGACGGGAGUCAGAGCAAAAACGGUCAGAAAGCUCCCCGCGCAAAAAGACUCCUCUUAAUGCGCCUGCUGCCGAUGCGCGCGAGGCUGGUGUUUCGAAGUCAAAGCCCGAGAAGACCGACAAGACCGACAAGACCGACAAACCCGUUGAGCAUAAAGAGCCUAAGGAGAAGACCGGUCCGGUAGAAGAGGGAAAUGGUGAAGACCAGGCUGUGGAUGGCGCUGAUUCCCAGCGUGUGCCAGCUGUUCGUGGUGAUCGGAGUGCCACUGGUGGCCUGAGAAAGCCUAAACUCACUGAAGAAGAACUAUCCAAACGCAUUGCUGCAGCCAAAGAGAACGCCGUAAAGAAGGCUGCUGCUCACGCUCGCGCCGAAGCUGAUCAGGCGUCGUUCGUGGAGCGCGAGCAGGAGGCAGCGAAGAAACGUCGCGAGGAACUCGCGCACCGCCGUCAGAUGGAUAGUGAACGUGAGAGAAAUAGACAGCGGAAACUCAAGGCUCAGACGGGCCGUGAAUGGGACUCGGAGAAACGUGAGGAAGAUUAUGACCCCCGCGGUGGAGGCAGUCAAUUCCGACGCGGUAUGCAUGGUGGCGUGUCUGGCGCCGUGCGACGAGACUCUGAAGAGGCCCGCCCAGAUGAGGCUGCGGAUCACCCUGGUGGUAACCGUGGUCGUGGACGCGGUGGUCGAGGUGGGCGUGGCCGUGGAUCUCCGCGUACCCCACAGGGGGAUCGGCCACGCAAGGGCUUAGCUGACAGUAUAUUUGCAACAGAGAGCCCUGCUGCGCCAGGGCUGGAUGAUAAGAGUGCCUUCCCGGAUUUGCCUGAGGCACCCAAGAAGGCUGAGACGAAGAAGACUGAGACUAAACCUGCUUCCACGCCGGAGACUAAGGUUAAGACUGAGACUAAACCCGAGCCCAAAACUGAAACCGAAAGCGCUCCUGCGGCUUCCAAGCCACAAUCGGCAAUGGACAAAUUGGACUCUACGUUUUCACCCAUUACUGGAACUUGGGCAGACCAGUUUGAGGACGAGUGA
This is a messenger RNA of Penicillium verrucosum, 1293 nucleotides long. RefSeq lists its product as uncharacterized. Lineage: Eukaryota; Fungi; Ascomycota; Eurotiomycetes; Eurotiales; Aspergillaceae. The record is from RefSeq and is a predicted model, not a curated record. The transcript has 2 exons. The coding region runs from base 1 to 1293 and encodes 430 amino acids.